This is a messenger RNA of Sardina pilchardus (European sardine), 1722 nucleotides long. RefSeq names its product copine Va (gene cpne5a). Gene Ontology annotation, cellular component: plasma membrane. Lineage: Eukaryota; Metazoa; Chordata; Actinopteri; Clupeiformes; Clupeidae. Bases 1 to 1722 code for a protein of 573 amino acids. The transcript has 21 exons. Gene Ontology annotation, biological process: cellular response to calcium ion. Gene Ontology annotation, molecular function: calcium-dependent phospholipid binding. The record is from RefSeq and is a predicted model, not a curated record.
AUGGAGGGAGACGUGACGGACAAGCAGGAGGACACUGCCUCCGUGUGCGAGUUUGAUCCCAUCACGGGGAAUAUCCCCGCCACCAAAGUGGAGAUCUCAGUCUCUUGCAGGGACCUGUUAGAUCGAGACACAUUCUCCAAGUCAGACCCAAUGUGUGUUCUUUAUACGCAAGGUGUGGAGUCCAAGCAGUGGAGGGAGUUUGGGAGGACAGAAGUGAUCGACAACACGCUGAACCCAGAUUUUGUCAGGAAAUACAUCCUGGACUACUUCUUUGAGGAGAAGCAGACUCUGCGGUUUGACAUAUAUGACAUCGACUCUAAAAGCCCAGACCUGUCCAAGCAUCCCACCGACUUCAACGACUUCCUGGGUCAGGCCUUCUGCACUCUGGGUGAGAUAGUUGGUUCGCCGGCCAGUCGCCUGGAAAAGCCCCUGGGGGGCAUUCCUGGGAAGACAUGCGGAACCAUCAUUCUUGCAGCAGAGGAGCUGGGGAACUGCAGAGACUUUGCUACCAUGCAGUUCUGUGCCAACAAACUUGAUAAGAAGGAUUUCUUCGGCAGGUCGGACCCUUUCAUGGUCUUCUACAGGAGUAAUGAGGACGGCACGUUUACCAUCUGUCACAAGACUGAGGUGGUCAAGAACACCCUCAAUCCAGUUUGGCAGCCCUUCUCAAUUCCCGUCAGAGCCCUGUGCAAUGGAGAUUACGACAGGUCUAUCAAGAUUGAAGUGUAUGACUGGGAUAGAGAUGGCAGCCACGACUUCAUUGGGGAGUUCACCACCAGCUUCAGAGAGCUCUCGCGCGGACAGAGCCAGUUCAAUGUCUAUGAGGUGGUCAAUGCCAAGAAGAAGCUCAAGAAGCGACGCUACAUCAACUCAGGGACGGUGUCUCUGCUGGCGUUCUCCGUGGAGUCAGAACACACCUUCCUGGACUACAUCAAGGCAGGCACCCAGAUCCAUUUUACAGUGGCUAUUGAUUUCACAGCUUCUAAUGGUAACCCAUCCCAGUCCACCUCCCUGCACUACAUGAACCCGUACCAGAUGAACGCCUACGCCAUGGCCCUGAAGGCGGUGGGGGAGAUCAUCCAGGACUACGACAGCGACAAGAUGUUCCCCGCGCUGGGCUUCGGGGCCAAGCUGCCUCCUGAUGGAAGAGUCUCGCAUGAGUUCCCACUGAACGGCAUUGUGGACAACCCCUACUGCAAUGGCAUCGAGGGUAUUUUAGAGGCGUACCACCAGAGCCUUAAGACGGUUCAACUCUAUGGGCCGACCAACUUCGCUCCAAUCAUCAACCACGUGGCUGGGUAUGCCGCAGCUGUGCAGGAUGGUUCUCAAUAUUUCGUCCUGCUCAUCAUCACAGACGGAGUCAUAUCCGACAUGGCCCAGACCAAAGAGGCUAUUGUCAACGGUGCUAAACUGCCUAUGUCCAUAAUCAUUGUUGGAGUUGGACAAGCCGAGUUUGAUGCUAUGGUGGAACUGGACGGUGAUGACAUCAGGAUUUCCUCACGAGGGAAGUUGGCUGAGAGAGACAUUGUUCAGUUUGUGCCGUUCCGGGACUACAUGGACCGCACGGGGAACCACGUGCUGAGCAUGGCCCGGCUGGCCAAGGACGUGCUGGCCGAGAUCCCCGACCAGCUCAUCUCCUACAUGAAGUCCAAGGGCAUCAAGCCUCACCACACCCCCACAGACUGCUCGCCGUCUGCCCCCGCCUCACCUGUGGCUGUAUGA